AUGGCAACUUCCUUAAAGGUGGCUGUAAUCGGUGCUGGUGUCUCUGGACUAAUAGCUGCUCGUGAGCUUCAAAGAGAAUCCCACCAAGUUGUGUUGUUUGAAAAGUCGCACCAACUUGGUGGAAAUUGGGCCUAUGAUCGACGAGUGGAAUCGGAUCUUCUGGGACUUGAUCCAAAUAGAGAUAUUGUUCAUGGAUCUCUUUACAACUCUUUGUGCACGAAUCUUCCUCGUGAGCUCAUGAGUUUCACGGAUUUCAAAUUUAGCGAGAAAAUAUACCGAGAUGCGAGAAUGUUUCCAUGCCACAAUGAAGUUCUAAUAUUCUUGGAAGAUUUUGCAAAUAAUUUUGAGCUUAUCAAGUUGAUUCGGUUCAAUACGUUGGUAACCCUAGUCGAGGUGGAGGAGUUCGAUGCAGUUGUUGUCUGUAAUGGUCACAACUUUGAACCUCGAUUGGCUACAGAUAUUCCAGGUAUCGAGACAUGGUCUAAAAAACAAAUGCAUAGCCACAACUAUCGUGUUCCUGAACCAUUUAUAAACCAGAUUGUAGUUGUAAUUGGAAGUGGACCAAGCGCAACUGACAUAUCAAAAGAAAUAGCAAUGGUUGCAAAAGUUCAUAUGUCGUCAAGAUCUCCACUGGUUAACAUGUCAAAACUGGAGAAAUUUGAUAAUCUAUGGCAACACUCCAAGGUAAUAUAAUUUAUAUACUUUAGUUUAUAAUCGUAGUUUUCUUAGUUUGAAUUCUAAUAUAUGUUUUCCCUAUAAAAUAUUUGGUCCUAAGGUAUAGUUAAAAUCUCACUACUAGAAAACAAAAGUAUUAGCAACAGAAUUUUAGCCAUGGAAAAUAUCCAUUGAAAAUAAAGAAUGUCUGUGGGUAAUUUAUUACAAUACUACCUAUGGUUUACCAAUAAAUUUAUAAUCAUUGGUAAGAUUACGCUCUUAAGAAAAACCAUAGCAAUGAAUUAGCAAUGAAUUCCGGAAGAAUAAUCAUGAUAUAGCACUUCUUCCUUCAUUUUGAGUUCAUAAAUUAAGAAUCCCAUGUGCCUAUGGAUUGAUGAAUGAUUCAACAAAAGGCUUUGCAUAAAACUUCAGGUUAGCUUAGAUAAAAAGUACUCAUGACUAAUUCACUAUCAUCCAAGACCAUAUAACUAUACCUUAUGAUGCUAAAAAAGAAAACAUCAUAUUUUUCUUUCCCUUAUGCUUAUAUAUAAAAUGGCUUGAUAUUUCUUCAGUGGUUAUUUAUAAAUGCAAG
Messenger RNA from Lactuca saligna, 1246 nucleotides. Lineage: Eukaryota; Viridiplantae; Streptophyta; Magnoliopsida; Asterales; Asteraceae. The record is from the annotation of a GenBank genome assembly.